Messenger RNA from Plodia interpunctella (Indianmeal moth), 2450 nucleotides. RefSeq lists its product as uncharacterized. The transcript has 9 exons. NCBI's taxonomy places the organism in Eukaryota, Metazoa, Arthropoda, Insecta, Lepidoptera, Pyralidae. The record is from RefSeq and is a predicted model, not a curated record. Gene Ontology annotation, molecular function: structural constituent of chitin-based larval cuticle. The coding region runs from base 62 to 1570 and encodes 502 amino acids. Gene Ontology annotation, cellular component: chitin-based extracellular matrix.
ACGCUAACAGUAGCACAUUGAGUACUCUGUGCAACUGGUUUCGUUGAGGUUGUUCAUUAAGAUGGACCGCAUAAUAUUGCUGGUGUUACUCUUCUGCUCGUUAUCGUCAUGCCAGUCGCCGUCUCCAACACCAGCUCUGCCGUUACCUACCGUCGGCCCAACCCCGUUCCCGACUCCCUUCCCCUCAACUCCCUUCUCACCUAGUCCGUUCACCCCAACGUCUUUCCCCCCAGGUUAUAACAACCGCUUCAACUAUCCUUACAACCCGCAAGCUGGGCCUGUGGUUCCUAUUCUGACGUACACAAAUGAUCAUGGCGCGGCCGGUACUUACUCUUACAGCUUCACGACUGCUGACGGUAAGCAAGCGCAGGAGAGUGGAUUCUUGAAAGAUGCAUAUAUUGACAACAAUGGCGAGCCUCAAGGCACUCAGGUUGUCCAGGGCAGCUACGCGUACGUAGCCCCUGAUGGUACUCCCAUUCAGGUUAGCUACGUCGCGGACGAAAAUGGAUUCAGACCAUCGGGUGUUCAUAUUCCCGCUGACGGCAAAGGAGUUGUCCCUUCCGCUAUCCCUCCAGUCCCUGGUGUGAUCCCUCCCGUCCCUCUCGUGGACGGUAAGAUUGACCCCGCCUAUAACAGGUACAACCCCUUCUAUAACAACCGAUACAACCGCCCUUACGACCCCAGGUACCCCUACGACGCAAGAUACCCCACCGACCCGAGAUACCCUAAUGACCCCAGAUACCCUGUGGAUCCUAGAUACCCCUAUAACUCUAGGUAUCCUCUAGACUCCAGAUACCCCUAUGAUCCGACCAAAUACAAUCCACUGUACAAUCCUUACAACAACUUCAACAAUGGUCUCAACAACAUCAAGGAGGCUAACAAAGAAACAGCAAAGAAGGAAACAUUGCAACAAAAAUUUUCGUAUAAAUACGGAGGGGUGUGCAUCAGAAGUGCAUCAUUUCUCAGUGUACUUUCGCAAGUCAGCUUUCAACUGCAGUUCAAAAUGAAGUGUCUAUUAGCUGUUCUCACGGUGAUAGGCAUCGCACGUGCUGAUGUGAGCAGUUUCCAGACGUUUCAUGGACAAGAAGUUCUGUCCGCGCCCCCUCACCCCCACGUGUUUCUGACCCCCCGCUCACAUCUGCCAUUGCCGAGCCCCAUCCCCCAUGCACAACCUCAACUUCGGUCACAAGAGCAGCAGUACACCACAGAACCAAUCCCAAUCAUACGUCAAGAGCAAAUUCUCAAUCAUGAUGGAUCGUACAAGUGGAGUUAUGAGACUGGGAAUGGAAUAUCGGCGGAGGAGCAGGGCUACGUGAAGAACCAGGGAGUGCCCGACGCUGAGAUCCAGACGGCACAAGGCCAGUACCAGUACACGGCUCCUGAUGGACAGGUGAUUCACCUCCAGUACUUGGCAGACGAGAACGGUUUCCAGCCACAAGGCGCCCACCUCCCAACUCCCCCCCCAAUCCCCGAGGAGAUCCAGAAAGCCUUGGACUACCUCGCUACCUUGCCGCCCAGUGAAACCCCGCAGGCCAGACCUGACAAACAUGGACCUAUCUUCAUAAAAUAACUAUUUCCGUUCUACCUGAAUUUAUUAAAAUAGCUUUUCUAUUGUGAUAAAAAUUCAAGUUCAUAUAUAGGAAUAAUUUUAAGAGUAAUUUAACGUAUAAAAAUCUAUAAAAUAGUACUAGUAGUUACAUAUCGGUAAACGAAGUCUUUUUUUAAAUUUGAUAGAAAGAGUAGUUAAAACAUGAUUCAAAACGAGAAAAAUAUAAUUCGAAAUCAACUACCAACUAAACAUGGAGUAGUUAUUAGGUAAUUAAAAAAAAGUUGAAUCUGUUUAUUAGUUAAGUAGAAAUAUUUUAUUUACGCUAUACAAUGUUCAAAGACGACAAUGAUUACUUAAUAAAGUUAAUAUAUUUCUUAUAUUAUUGUAACUUAUAAAAUUUUAUGAUUAAGGUUUAUUUUAUAAUAAAAUUUUGUAUCAUGUACUUAUUUUGCUUUCAUUCUAAUAAAACAACUAGUGCUCUUGACUUGUUAAUAACAUAAUUAUAGUGAUUUGUGAAGUGAUCGUGUUAACAAUUUUGGCUGUCAAAGCUAACCUUGUUACUUUGAGUAAUAAUAGGCUUCGCUAGCAAUUACCAGAUCGCUGUUUGUUAGCAGUUACAAUAGAUAUACGACUGCGGAUCGACCAAGCUGAUUGGACUAGCGAACUCUGCAGAUAUGAACCGAAGUCGAUACAUUUGGGCCGUCGAUUGUUCGUCAAUUUGGGGUGGUUUUAUAUCUACCUCUUCGCAGAUGGGCGCUCGACCUGGGUUGCCUAACCACCAACCGGUCGGUUCACUUUCUCCACUCGCCCGUGUCAAGGUCGCCGGCCAUCGCAUUGCCAUAAACUUCACAUGCCUCAUUUACACCGACGCGACGUGAAAUAAGUAGCCAUAAUUUAGUCA